AUGGGUAUCGAAGCAAAAGAUUUUACUCUUGAUCUUGAUCUACUUGCAUUCAGUGGCAUUGCUUUUAGUCCUGAACAACGUGCUUCAUUACAAACAUCUCUUAUCAUUCUUAAAGAACAAUACAAAUUUAAAACAAUUCAUUUUUGGGGUAAAAUCUUAGGCAUAACAGAUGAUUAUUUUAUUAUUCAAGGCCGACAAAAAGAUGAACUUAGAGAUCGACAAUUUCUCUACAGUAAAGAUUGUGUUAAUUGGAAUAUGUUAACACCAGCAAAUGAUGAAGCAAAAGACUCAACAGAAGUUUGUCAAGGACGUUUUACAGGUGAUCCAUCAAAUGAUUUUGAAGUAACAAAAUACAAUAUAACAAAUGAAGAUACCGAAGAUGAAAAUAUUGAAGAAGUUAAAUCAUCAGUACGUGAAGAAGAUCGAUUAGCUGCUACAUUAUCGAAAAUUGAACAAGAUGCAUUGAUUAUUCCACGAGGCGCAUAUAUUCUUCAACCAAAUGGUGAUGUUGAACGAAAUCGUACAUUCGCAGGAUUAACAGCAACAGAAAGUGGCAAAUUAUCAAAUUAUUUUCAUUUUUGUGAACCUAUUCAUCUUCCUAAAAAAGGUCUUAUUCAUCGAAGUGCACUUGAUAAAAGUCUUCAUUUUCUUGAUACAAUUGAUGAAGAUAUUCCCAAAGGAUGGAGUGUACAAUUUGAACGCGGCAGUGGAUUAGUUCAAAUUCGAAGUCUUAAAUGGCCUGGUAUGGCAUUUUUUCAUAUACCUGAAACAAAUCGUUAUGGUUCAUUGUAUUGUGGUGUUGGGGAAGAAAAUAAAGACUUGGCUUUUAUGCUUUAA
Molecule: messenger RNA, 837 nt
Organism: Adineta steineri
Lineage: Eukaryota; Metazoa; Rotifera; Eurotatoria; Adinetida; Adinetidae
Source: the annotation of a GenBank genome assembly